This is a messenger RNA of Lactuca sativa (garden lettuce), 1060 nucleotides long. RefSeq names its product dehydrin COR47. Lineage: Eukaryota; Viridiplantae; Streptophyta; Magnoliopsida; Asterales; Asteraceae. The record is from RefSeq and is a predicted model, not a curated record. Gene Ontology annotation, cellular component: cytosol; membrane. Gene Ontology annotation, biological process: cold acclimation; response to water deprivation; response to abscisic acid.
CAACUCAUACAAUCACACUAUCAUCUCAUCUCUCUAAUCUCAUCCAACAACAACAACAACCAAUCAAUCAAAUACUCAGUUUUUAUUCUUAAUCCCGAUUCAACUUUCAUCAUGUCUGACGAAGGAGUCUACCACAGCGCCCCCAAAACCGAAGAGUGCGUCGAAACAUCCACCGUGGUGGCGGAGCCUGAAACCGUCGAGAAGUCCGAUCGUGGACUGUUUGAUAUGUUUGGAAAGAAAGACGAAGAGAAGAAAUGCGAAGAGGCCGCGAUCUCAUCGGAGUUUGAGCAGAAAGUUCAAGUCUCUCACCCGGAACCGGAGGAGAAGAAAGAAAGCUUGCUCGAGAAACUUCACAGAUCCGAUAGCAGUUCCAGUAGCUCGAGUGACGAAGAGUGCGAUGAAAAUGGAGAGAAGAAGAAGAAGAAGAAGCCAUUGAAGGAGAAGAUCAAGGAGAAGCUCACGAAACAAGAAGAUGAAACUACUGUACCGAUUGAGAAAUACGAUGUAGCUCCACUCCAGCAUGGACCACCUGAGCCGGAGGAGAAGAAGGGUUUCAUGGAAAAGAUCAAGGAGAAACUUCCCGGCGGCCAUAAGAAGGAGGAGGAGCUUGCUGCUACUCCACCACCACCACCGCCGGCGGUGGUGACACACGCCGAUGAAGGUGAACAGAAGGAGAAGAAGGGUAUUUUUGAGAAAAUAAAAGAGAAAAUCCCCGGGUAUCACUCAAAGAGUGAAGAAGAAAAGGAAAAAGAAAAGGUGAAGGAGUGUGAUUAAACAUUAUAGUUUACAAAAGCAAAAGCGAAAUGGGUUUAUGGGUUGGCUUGCUUUGAUAUCUAUUAUUAAGAGUGGGUGGUGGGUCUAUAAUGUUUUCUUGCUUUUGGCUUUUGGUUUUUGGUAUCUUUGAAUAAGUGGUUUUUGAUUUUUCAUGUAAUUUGUUUGAAAUUUAUAGUUUGGUGGUGUUUAUUUGAUUUGAGAUAUAAAGUUUAUAUAUAUAUUGUUAAUUAUGAUGAUUUGUAUCAUAUUUGAUUUGAGAUAUAUAAAGUUUAUAUAUUGUUAAUUA